AUGACUGUUCAAGUUCACAAAGUUGUUCACGAAGCUAACGGUGUCACUCCAAGACCAACCCCAAAGGAAUUCUACGAAAGACAACCAAACCAAAGUGCUAUCAAGGAUUUAGACCACUACCGUGAAUUAUAUCAACAAUCCAUCGAAGAUCCAGAAAAAUUCUUUGGUGAUGCCGCCAAGGAGUUUUUAUCUUGGGAUCGUGAUUUCUCUAAAGUUAAAUCAGGUACUUUACAAGGUGGUGAUCCAGCUUGGUUCUUGGGUGGAGAAUUAAAUGCCUCUUACAACUGUGUUGAUAGACAUGCUUUUGCCAACCCAAACAAACCAGCUAUCAUCUAUGAAGCUGACGAAGAAAAAGAUUCUUAUAUCUUAACCUAUGGAGAUUUAUUAAGAGAAGUUUCCAAGGUUGCCGGUGUCUUGAAGUCCUGGGGUAUCAAGAAGGGUGAUACUGUUGCCGUUUACUUACCAAUGAAUGCUCAUGCCAUUAUUGCUGUUUUAGCUAUUGCCAGAGUUGGUGCUAUUCACUCAGUCAUAUUUGCUGGUUUCUCCUCUGGUUCCAUUAGAGACAGAGUCAAUGAUGCUUCUUGUAAGGCUUUAAUCACCUGUGAUGAAGGUAGAAGAGGUGGUAGAACCGUUAACAUCAAGAAGUUAUGUGAUGAAGCUCUUCUUGACUGUCCAUCUGUUGAAAAAGUUUUAGUUCACAAGAGAACUGGUAACCCAGAAAUCAAAUUAGUUCAAGGUAGAGAUUACUACUGGGAUGCUGAAACUGCCAAGUUCCCAGGUUACGUUGCCCCAACUCCAGUCAACUCCGAAGAUCCAUUAUUCUUGUUAUAUACCUCUGGUUCUACUGGUACUCCAAAGGGUGUUGUUCAUUCUACUGCUGGUUUCUUAUUAGGUACUGCCAUGACCUCCCGUUAUGUGUUUGACAUUCAACCUGAAGAUAUCGUUUUCACUGCUGGUGAUGUCGGUUGGAUUACCGGUCACUCUUAUGCCGUUUACGGUCCAUUAGUUCUUGGUGUUCCAACUGUUGUUUUCGAAGGUACUCCAGCCUACCCAGAUUAUGGUAGAUUCUGGCAAAUUGUUGAAAAGCACAAGGCUACUCACUUCUAUGUUGCUCCAACCGCUCUUAGAUUAUUGCGUAAGUCUGGUGAACAAGAGCUUGCCAAGUAUGAUAUCAGUUCCUUAAGAACCUUGGGUUCCGUUGGUGAACCAAUUUCUCCAGAUAUUUGGGAAUGGUACAAUGAAUUUGUCGGUAAGGGCCAAUGUCAUAUUGCUGAUACUUAUUGGCAAACUGAAUCUGGUGCUCAUUUAAUUGCUCCAAUUGCUGGUGUUAUUCCAAACAAGCCAGGUUCUGCUUCCUUACCAUUCUUUGGUAUUAAGACUGCCUUGAUUGACCCAGUUUCCGGUGUUGAAAUUGAAGGUAACGAUGUUGAAGGUGUUUUGGUUGUUAAGGAUCACUGGCCAUCUAUUGCCAGAACCGUUUACAAGAACCACGGUAAAUACAUGGACACCUACAUGAAUGUCUACCCAGGUUACUACUUCUCUGGUGAUGGUGCUGCUAGAGAUAAUGAUGGUUACUACUGGAUCAGAGGAAGAGUUGAUGACGUUGUCAAUGUCAGUGGUCACAGAUUAUCUACUGCUGAAAUUGAAGCUGCUUUAAUUGAACAUCACGGUGUUUCUGAAGCUGCUGUUGUUGGUAUCAAUGAUGAUCUUACCGGUCAAGCCGUUAUUGCUUAUGUUGCCCUUAAAGAUGAAGUAAGCUCCAAGAUUGCCGAUGUGGAAGAAGCUACCUUGUUGAGAAAGGAAUUGAUUUUACAAGUUAGAUCCACCAUUGGUCCAUUUGCAGCACCAAAAUCUGUGAUUAUUGUUGCUGAUUUACCAAAGACCAGAUCCGGUAAGAUUAUGAGAAGAAUCUUGAGAAAGGUUUCCUCAUAUGAAGCUGAUCAAUUGGGUGAUAUUACUACUUUGUCUAACCCACAAUCUGUCCAAGGUGUCAUUACCGCAUUUGAAUCCCAAUUCGGUAAGAAGUAA
Messenger RNA from Spathaspora passalidarum NRRL Y-27907, 2028 nucleotides. RefSeq names its product acetate--CoA ligase (gene ACS2). Gene Ontology annotation, cellular component: cytosol. Lineage: Eukaryota; Fungi; Ascomycota; Pichiomycetes; Serinales; Debaryomycetaceae. Gene Ontology annotation, molecular function: AMP binding; acetyl-CoA synthetase activity. Bases 1 to 2028 code for a protein of 675 amino acids. The transcript has a single exon. The record is from RefSeq and is a predicted model, not a curated record.